Molecule: messenger RNA, 999 nt
Organism: Pyricularia pennisetigena
Lineage: Eukaryota; Fungi; Ascomycota; Sordariomycetes; Magnaporthales; Pyriculariaceae
Exons: 2
Coding region: 1-999 (332 amino acids)
Biological process (GO): vesicle fusion with Golgi apparatus; endoplasmic reticulum to Golgi vesicle-mediated transport
Cellular component (GO): trans-Golgi network
Source: RefSeq, a predicted model, not a curated record
AUGUCGAACUACUACGGCGCACCCAACAACCAAGCAUACGGGCCCUCGUCCGCCCAGAACCUCCAGUUCUACCCCUCCACAUAUUCGCCCGGCGUCGGCGGCAGCGCACAACCGCAACAAGGAGGCUACGGUGGAUACGGAGCUCCCCCCGCGCAACAAGGCGCCGGCUAUGGCGUCUCCUCGGGUGCUGGAUUCAAUUCGGGCUUUGGCGCCGCGGCGGGGGUAUCGGGGCGCAUGGGUGAGCAGGGCGGCUUGAGGACGGGACUCUUGGCAGCCUUCUCUACCGAAGGUUACGAGGGUGAGCCGCCGCUGUUGGAGGAGCUUGGUGUGAACUGGGAUCAUAUAUGGACAAAGACACUCGCCGUGCUCAACCCCUUCAAGCGGAUAGAUCAGCACCUCAUGGACGACUCAGACCAGGCCGGACCGAUACUAUUCUUCAUCCUCUUUGGCUUCUUCCUGCUCUUCUCCGGCAAGCUUCACUUUGGCUACAUAUACGGCCUCGCCGCGCUGGGAUCCAUCGCCCUGCACCUCAUCCUCUCUCUGAUGUCACCCAGCGACGGACCCCACUCCUCCGCCCCCGGCGCGGCACCCCCUUACUCGUCCUCCCCCGCGUACCCGGACGCAUCGGGCUCCGCCGUGUCGGGCGGCGGCCCCGGUCAGCAGGCGGGGGGCCACCUGUCGAGCACGCUGACCAUAGGCCGCUCGGCGUCCGUUCUGGGCUACUGCCUGCUGCCGCUGGUGGGGACGUCGGCCAUUGGCGUCUUCGUGCCCAUGGACACGCCCUUUGGCAUCGUCCUGACCGCCUUUGCCAUCAUGUGGUGCACGUACAGCGCCUCGGGUAUCUUUGUCGCCGUCGGCCGCAUGCGCGGUAUGCGCGGCCUGGUCGCCUACCCGCUCGCUCUCUUCUACGUCGGCUUUGGCAUCAUGAGCAUCUUUAGCAGCCGCGGCAGUGGGUCCAUGGCCAAGCUGGCCGACGGUUCGUCUCGUGUUGCCGCAUGA